This is a messenger RNA of Dovyalis caffra, 192 nucleotides long. The record is from the annotation of a GenBank genome assembly. NCBI's taxonomy places the organism in Eukaryota, Viridiplantae, Streptophyta, Magnoliopsida, Malpighiales, Salicaceae.
AUGGCUGAGCAACAAAACCAAACAGACCUAUCUCCAUUUCCACCACCUCUUCAACAACCGCUCCACCAGAGCGAUGCAGAUGAGGAUGAUGACACCGUUAAGCAACUCAAACAAUGCUCCUCUCUGUACCUCUCUCUGCAGAAGUUAGUUGGAAUUUCUAAUGAUGCAAAAGAGAGAAGAACAUUUGAGUAG